This is a messenger RNA of Hermetia illucens (black soldier fly), 404 nucleotides long. Its product is annotated as cecropin-like peptide 1. Gene Ontology annotation, biological process: defense response to Gram-positive bacterium; defense response to Gram-negative bacterium; antibacterial humoral response. The coding region runs from base 80 to 286 and encodes 68 amino acids. The transcript has 2 exons. Lineage: Eukaryota; Metazoa; Arthropoda; Insecta; Diptera; Stratiomyidae. Gene Ontology annotation, cellular component: extracellular region. The record is from RefSeq and is a predicted model, not a curated record.
CAGUACAGCUUGAAACCUCAGAGGAUCUCAUCUCAUUUUGAUCUCCAAUCUAACAUAAUAACUAUCAAAUCCAACCAAAAUGAACUUCACAAAGCUUUUUGUCGUAUUCACUAUUCUUCUUGUUGCCUUCGCCGGACAAGGUGAAUCAAGGAGUUUAUGGAAGAAAAUCUUUAAGCCGGUGGAAAAACUGGGUCAACGAGUUCGUGAUGCUGGUAUUCAAGGAAUCGCAAUCGCUCAACAAGGGGCUAAUGUUCUUGCCACAGUUAGAGGAGGCCCCCCACAAUAAUUGUUAUAAUCGACAAAUUACACAAAAUUUAUUUGUACCGAAUUAUUUAUUCUAUAAUAGUUUUAUGAUAUUACUACUUAUUAAAUUCUAUAAACAAAAUUUGUUUCUGGUUUUUUAA